AGGUGUUUGUCGCCCGACGAGCCGCCUGAGUGCAGAAAGUACAGGUCGAAAGGAUUGUAGACAAGAGGAAGAACAAGAAAGGAAAAUGGGAAUACCUUAUCCGAUGGAAAGGCUAUGGGAGCACAGAAGACACGUGGGAGCCAGAGCACCAUCUGCUGCACUGUGAGGAGUUUAUCGAUGAAUUCAACGGGCUGCACGUGUCCAAGGACAAGAGGGUCAAGUCAGGGAAGCAGGCCAGCGCCUCCAAGCUCCGGCCUGACGGCCGAGGCACAUCGGUGGAGAAACUCUCCCACAGACCUUCAGAAUCUGGAAAGAGCAAAGGGACUUCCCAUAAACGGAAGCGAAUCAACCCCUCCCUGUCCAAGCCGAAGAAAGGGUAUCCAGCCAAGCCCCCUGCAGGAGGUGACAGGGCUGCCAAGACAGUGUCUUACAGGACUACGCCCAGUGGUUUGCAAAUAAUGCCCCUGAAAAAGGCUCAAAAUGGGCUGGAAAAUGGGGACACCGGUUCCGAGAAGGAUGAGAGGCACUUUGGAAAUGGGUCCCACCAGCCUGGCUUAGAUUUGAAUGACGUCGGAGAGCAAGACGCGGGCGAGUGUGAUGUCAACCACGCGGCAGUGGCAGAGAACGGGCUAGGCUCUGCUCUGACCAACGGAGGAUUAAACAUGCACAGCUCGGUGAAGAGGAAGCUGGAGGCAGAGAAGGACUAUGUCUUUGACAAGAGGCUCAGGUACAGCGUCCGCCAGAACGAAAGCAACUGUCGGUUUCGGGACAUUGUCGUGCGGAAGGAAGAGGGGUUCACACACAUCCUGCUAUCCAGUCAGACCUCAGACAACAAUGCGCUGACCCCCGAGAUCAUGAAGGAGGUCCGGAGAGCGCUCUGCAACGCGUCCACGGACGACAGCAAACUGCUGCUCCUCAGUGCAGUGGGCAGCGUGUUCUGCAGUGGCCUGGAUUACUCCUACCUAAUUGGCCGGUUGUCCAACGACCGGCGAAAGGAGAGCACCCGCAUUGCAGAAGCCAUCAGGGACUUUGUGAAGGCCUUUAUCCAGUUUAAGAAGCCCAUCGUGGUGGCGAUCAACGGGCCUGCCCUGGGUCUGGGUGCCUCCAUCCUGCCCCUCUGCGACAUCGUGUGGGCCAGCGAGAAGGCCUGGUUUCAGACCCCCUACGCCACCAUCCGCCUCACGCCCGCCGGCUGCUCGUCCUACACCUUUCCCCAGAUCCUGGGCGUUGCGCUGGCCAAUGAGAUGCUCUUCUGUGGGCGGAAGCUCACUGCCCAGGAGGCAUGCAGCAGAGGACUUGUGUCCCAGGUCUUCUGGCCAACCACCUUCAGUCAGGAGGUCAUGCUGCGGGUCAAGGAGAUGGCGUCCUGCAGCGCAGUGGUGUUGGAGGAGUCAAAAUGCCUCGUUCGGAGCUUCCUGAAAUCGGUGCUUGAAGAUGUGAAUGAGAAAGAAUGCCUCAUGCUCAAGCAACUGUGGAGCUCCUCCAAAGGCCUGGAUUCCCUGUUCAGCUACCUGCAGGACAAAAUUUACGAAGUCUGAAGGGUCCCGGCCCAUUUGCCCCAAUGAUCAAGGGCACCUGACUUCCAGCUUUGCCCUGUGUUUCAGAAAUCGGAGUCCAGUGUAUGCCCUGCCAAGGGUUUUGUCAAGGUGUCUCUAUCCCUAGGGUUGUGUUCAUCUCCUUGUGUCCUUUGGUUGUUCCUCAUUGGUUUGAUUUUGUGUAACAGAUGGGAAACGCAGCAGACUUAGCUUUUCCCAUGCCCCACCCCUAACCAGCUAGAGAGCUAUUGAGGGCUAUAUCUUCCCAGGCCUCCGCCAGGUACCGUCCUGUCCCUACUUGCUGAAAUGCACCAUCUUGGUCCAGGAAGGGGAAGAUCACUGUCCCCCAUUCUUCCGACUCAGACUGUGUCUACACAGUGCCUCUGAUUUGGAGAUUUGGCUCAUGCCCUCUUUGAUUAGGUGCAGAUCUGGUGACAGGGGACAAUCCAUCGUAGGGAAUUUACAGACCAAUGAGCAAGACCGUUGUGUAGAGCCAGCCUCGGUCGCCUCUCUGAUGCAUAUCUGUGUGACUUGUAGGGCUUGGUCUUAAAACCCAACUAAGUGAUUUACAAACCUAGAUAAUGUUUUGUUAAAUAUAUAUUUUUAAAACAAUGUAAGUGGAAAUUCUGAUAAUUUAUGUGUAUUAUAUGUAAAGCUAGUUUUGCAAAAACAUGACCUAGGAAAAAUGGUUUUUUUCUUUAAUCAGACUUAUUUAAUUUAUUUAUUUUUGUUUGUAUAUUAUGAUAUCUGUCGUUCACACAGAUAUUAUUUUCAUACUGCCCUGGACCAAAUUCCAUACAAGGUUCGUGCUCUUUAGUGCGUUCUAGCAAUGAACCAUGUAGAAAUAGAAUUCAGAGAGACAAAAAUGGAAGGAUUUUUGUGGAUAAAAACAAUAGCUCUGUACCAGAUCCUUUGUGUAUAAAAUAGUUCUCAGCUGUAAUAAUUGAAUACUGUUCUUAGGAGAAAUCGCAGAGGAGCUUUCUCUGCAUGCUGCUUCCUUUAAGGAGAUAAAGGGGCCUUCAGCCUGAAUGGUACUGAGACACCCAGUCCCUAAUUGUGUGACAUCAGGAAGAGGUGGGGACUAGGCCCCACCUGGGGAUUGCACACUGCCUAGAGUAAGACUUUUUUCUUUGGGGCAAAUGACUGAACUUGGAUUUCAGAGUUCGUCCAUUCCACGUAGGCAGCGAUGUCUGGUUUGGCUUUCUAGGGAGGUGGGACGCAUUCCCAUUCUGUUCAGCUAUCAGUAAGUAGAAGGUCUGAAUCUUUUUGCAUUCAGAAGCUCAGAUGAUCCAUCUUUUUUUCUAGUUGUUUCCUCACAUCAGGGAGCAAUAACCAGGGAUGAAGUCUCCUGCCCCAGGGCCCGUGGGCUGCAUGAGCACCCCUGUAUUCAGACCAUCAGCCCAAACUCUGUGGAUCGGCUAUGGAGGAGGAGUGGUUUUGAUUAUGGUUGAUGAGUAGAAAGGUAAACAUCAAGGUUAGAGCAGAGGAAUGACAGGAGCAUGAUCUGUGUGAGCCUCAAACCUGCCACUGGUCAAGCACCCAGAGAAGCUGGAUUCUCAGAGUGGCGGGAUUUUUCCAUUUCCGUCACAAGCCCUGAGUGUCCUCAGAAGCCCUUUGGUCACCCAUCUUCUCUUUCCUUAUGUUAGCCGCUAUCCUCUCUUUUCCCUUCCUUGGAGAGAGCUGAGUGGAGCAGUGAGAGUUGGGCACAGUUGGGGGAAGGGACGUGGGCUGAGAAAAGGAGGGUCAUUGCUGUGGUUAUCUGUCUCUCUCUGGUCCUUUUUUCUCUCUUAAAGGUGACCAGAUGCAGUGGGCCAGACAGAGAGAGAGAAUUCAUGGCUCUCAGCUUUGUGUUUCAGAGAAUACGCUGAGUUUGUGUUUCAGAGAACAUGUUGAGUUCUAUGACUAGAGACGUGGUCCUUUAGACAGGGAAUCUGCAGUUUACCUGGACUCUUGAUCCUGAAGACGGCCUUGGUUCCUCCUCUGUAGAAAGCCUCUCUAUUUUUGAGUUUCCCCCUGACUUCAUGAGGGUCAGGGAGGAAGUAGCUUCUUAUCUUCUCCCUUCUUCCAUUUCUGCCAUCUUGGCCAUGGUGAGCCAGCAGGGGACAACGACCUUGGCUGAAUCUAGCCAGAGGAAGAUGGAACUGAAGUGCAGUGUACCCUCUUCUUAGUCCACGUGGGAUCUUGUAGGAACUGCAGACCUAGACUCUAGGGAAUUACUCUAGGGAAACACCUGCUUUUGCCCAAAUGCCUAUUUGUCACAUUUCCACUUGGGUUUUGUCUCUUCCUUUGAGAAAGCAAAUGAAUGCUUUUCCAAACCUCAUUCUUGUGUGUCGUGGUAGAUAAUCUCCAGCAUGGCUAACUCCUCUAAAGAAAGAGACCCUUGCUUUCUGUUUAUCUUCUGGGGCGGAUACAUUUACCAUAGAAGCAGUAUCAGGAUUCUUGUUGGAGAUUGAAGAAAAUGUUUGCAAAUUCCUUUUGAUCAAUGUUCAUCUUGGUUCCCUGCUGAAAGCACCAGAAAUAUUUUAGCUUUGGACAUAUCACACAUCCAAACCUCUAAACAUUUUAAGGAUCUCUGAUGAUAAGGUAGGAAUGUGAAAAACCAUUGCUAAGGUAGAAUUACUGUUGUUCAUUUGUACGUUCUGGUUAUAAUAGGAGGUAUUUUAAAAGAUGGUCUAUGUUUUGGUUGUUCCUAUAUAGUCAAUUCAAGAAGGAUAUUCCACAAAUUGGGCAAAAGUUGGUUAAAUCUGUUUAUUACAGUGUAGACUGAUGGAUUUUUCACUUUCUGGAUAGUUGUUUUGAUAAUGUGUAGAUGAAAUCCACAUAACUUACAUAGCAAAUUGACCUGGGAUGGAAAAAUGCCAGACCUGUGGGUGUGUCAGUGUUUGUCCUAAUAGCUUUCUCAAGAUAGGGCUCAGGCUUUCGUUUGUUAUCUUCUAUCCCUGCACCCUCUCUCUACCCAUAGGAUCCUUGCUUCACUCCCUGCUUUGCUUUACCCCCACCCCACCCCACCCCGUGUCUGUCACUUCCCAGAGCCUGGGCAUCCCCAUCCCAGAAUUACCUGUGGGGAUGGAUAAUAGCUAUGGGUGGAAGUGAAGCGUACCUCUUUAGUCAAGGGACCUUUUAGGCAGUCCACUCCUUGUCGUCCUGUUAGCCAUGGAUUAGAGCUCUCCUUCCCUCUCUGUUCCAACCCCCAUUGACUAGUCUCCAGCACCUCGUCGCACAGCCAUCUGAGUUAGCCCCAUUCCAAGAGGACUUUUUGUCCACCUUUGCUGAGGUGAUCAGAGCUCCUCACCAUUUGGAAGCUCAUGUACCCACGUGUCCCUUCUGGCUUUGGAAUAAUAUCUGUGGGUAAAAACCAUCACAAAUUGCCCUCUAAGAAUGAAAUUGGAUAACUAUGAGAAGGUAGUAGAGAAUUGAUUUAAAAUGUUGUUCUUAUUCAAUGUAGAUUAAACUAGGAAAUGUUCUCUCUGAAGCAUGAAAAUGUUUUUUCCAUAUGAAAUUUAGUAUGAAGAUGGAAAAAUAGUAAUCACAAUAGACUCAGAUCAAUGCGACUGUAUCUCUGAGUAUCCACAUUUAAAAAUAACCGCGACUGAAUGCUGAAUUGCAUUUCCCAUUAUUAACUGUUGGUUCAAAACAUUUUGUAAACUUUUUUUAAUUUGAGGUUGUCACGUUCAUGCAAUUUUACAAUCUAGUUUCUGUGGGAAACAAUUUUUUUAACAAAGAGAAACAAAUAUACACAUCUUCCAAUCUUCCUAAGUGAAUAUUUAAAAUGCAGAAUUGCUUCUCUUCGGUGUUUCUGAAUUCAGACACUUAGAUCUGUUGUAUAUAUUAGUUUAGACACUCUCACUAAUAUACACAGUAUUUAAGACUCUAAAUGAGAUUUCUUAAGUAUUUUAUUUUAUUCUCUGUAAAUGGUUUUGUAUAAUCUUUCCAAAUCUACACUUUGCCUUUGUAGAUAUUUAAGGGAAACCGUUUGGGGGUUGUCUUGCAUGUAUAUUUUUGUUGUAGAUAAGUGUUGCUUAGUUAUUUCUGCAAAUUUUGGUUGAAAUGCUUACAGACUUUAAUACAGUAUAUAUUUUCAGAAUAUAAACUUUUAUAUUUCUGUGCUAAGUUAGGAUAUGCGUUUUAGGCAAUCUUUUCCAUUAAUAUCACUUGUUCUUUCAAAAAAUAGCAUACUGGUUUGGUGCCAAUUUUUUUUGGUUUUUUGGUUUAUUUGUCAUUAGACUCUAAUGUUCUUAUAUUGCUAGAGAACAGGUUAAUUUUUUUUUCUUGAAGUAUAAUUUGAAAAUGUAUUGAAUUUGUGAAUAAGCCUUACCAUUAGGAUCAGUAAAUUUUCCAACCUUUGCAACUACAUAUGUUAGUCUAAGAUCUCCCCAUAAAUUUUCACUGUGUGGCAGUUGGUGGAGUUUGUGAAGAGAGCCUUAAGCUUGUUGCAAAAAAAAAAAAAAAAGGUAAUACGGGUUGUUUCUUACAAGCAACAUAAGCCAUGUUAAUGGACUCAGUGCAGUCCAUAAGUCAUGGCUGAUCUGAAGAGUUUGGUUGAGUUGAUGGCGGCAGGGGCCAAGUAGGCACCUUGGUGAUUCUCUUUGGCCAUCCAAAGGGACCAAGGACAGGUUUUCCGGAGCCACCUUUGUACUAUUCACAUGGUUUAGACAUGGUCACAGGGGAGGGCUGCUGGUCCAUCGUUUGUUCUGAGCAAGUGGCGUUUCCUGCUCCUGACCUUGGCAGUUGACCCCCAGGUCCCUUGUGGAUGACUUGGAAACGUCCAGCCUGGCUGAGAUCAGCAUUCCUUGAGAGAUGUGAAUAAAGUUUACAUGUGAGUCUUACUGUGUAGACAAUCUGAAGUCAAUUUCAGUUAUAUAAUCAGCAUUUCCAUGUGUCCUGAGUGUCUUAUCAGUGCACUGUGUGUGUUAAGCCAUACUAAACCCGAGUUGAGCAGGGCAAAGGCAAACUAGAUGCAGAACGUACACAUCAGCUGAGUCAGUCCCCACAGGGCUGUUUUAAUGGAGCAUAAGUUGUGGAGCUCAUUGGUGGUGCGUCCCACUCUUUGGGAUCUAAUCAAACCAACUCAAAUUUGGACUUUCUUUUUUUGUUUUUUUUUUAAUUCUGAGUCCUUUCAGUCGGUCACACUUCCAUAGGUACCAACCAAUUCUCCUUACUAAGAAGGCUUUAAAGAUGACCUAGAGUAUGGCUAAUGUUAUUUGGUUUCUCUCAAACAGAUGUUCAUAAAGUCAACUUAUCUACCAUUAGGAUGGAGAUUUGCUUCACAUGUUUGCAGUAUGUGUAGCAAUCAGAAAAACUGACACCUAGUUUUAAGCUUCAGCUCUGGCAUCUCCAUGGGCUGACCAUGCCUCGCUGGCCCAACACCUGGCCUGCUGCUAGAGCUCUUUAAAGUGACUGGGAAGCUGGGAGGGUGUAGCGUUUUCCACCUAGUAUUUCAUUUGUCCCUGUGCCAUUAGUUCCAGCUGAAGUCAUUUGCUGUCCACGGAGACAGGAUUGUGAAAAGAUUGCCUUUCAUAAAACCAAGGACCAAAGAAUUGCAUUAUUUCAACAAAGCAUGAGUUUCAUAGAUUGUAGGCACAUCUAGGCAGAGGUGUGCAUGCCUCAUGGCACAGAGAAACUGCCCACUCCCACCAACCUCACGCUGCCCCUGGCUGGCCAUCCACAGGGAUUUGUUGUCACCUUGAGAAGGCUCUGAAAGAUGGGUUUCUCAGAUGGAAACUUGCUAUUUCAGGUGGGUGUUUUUGCUGUGCAGUCCCAGCCUUUGUCCAUAUCAUCAAAAGUGGAGGUCUGGCAUUCUUCCAGGUUCUCUCACCAGUGUAGACUGCUCCACCUGAUAAGGAACCUCCAGUGCGAGUUUUUCAGGUGUGUCUCCACUGAGCAGCGAUCCUGCAAUUGCCGAAUUUCCACGUCCUUUUGUUCUCCAUUGACCCAUUCCAGUCCCUGUUCAGUGUGAGAAGGAUUUUCUUCCAUUCUCACACCGGGUGAUGCUCCCUUCUUAUUCAUGAUGAAAUCGUUGAUCCAUUAACUGGUUGAGAAAUGACAGAUGCUGAAGAAGUGGGAUUCUAGUGGUAAGGCUUAUUACCAAACUUCUGAUAAUGAAGCAGGCUACCAAAAACUUAUCCAGCCCACCCUCGGAGUGUUUGGGUUUGAACAUGGAUGUAGCACACACACCAAAAUCCAAGGAGACCUUUGCAAGUUAGGCUACUUGUUUUCUUUUGCCAGGUUAUCAUGGGAGAGUCUUUAACUAGUUCUGAAUAUUUGUAAGUAUGAGUACUUCAUAGAAUUAUAAAGCAGGUACGGCUGACCCGUUCUCACCACGCUGUAAAUAUUUCCCGAGAAUGGGUGCAGUACUGAGGGAUAAUAAUCUUCUGGUUUAUCAAAUGCUGACUGUCUAGAGCAAAUUGUACACUCUCUUUGUGAAUGGUCCUGUAACGUGUAUGAACACAUUUCUGGGUGCCUUAGAAGUUGUAUUUUCAUGUGUGCUAAUAUGCAGUAUUUAUACAUUGUGAAAAGCUGCUUUGAAUAAAAAGGUUGAAACUU
This is a messenger RNA of Hipposideros armiger (great roundleaf bat), 8078 nucleotides long. It is a transcript of the gene CDYL2, whose product is annotated as chromodomain Y like 2. NCBI's taxonomy places the organism in Eukaryota, Metazoa, Chordata, Mammalia, Chiroptera, Hipposideridae. The transcript has 7 exons. Gene Ontology annotation, molecular function: transcription corepressor activity. Bases 459 to 1538 code for a protein of 359 amino acids. Gene Ontology annotation, cellular component: nucleus. The record is from RefSeq and is a predicted model, not a curated record.